AUGGAUAGAAAAAACCAUUUUAUUUUGGUUUAAUAAAUCAAAAGUAAACAAAUAUUGCUUGGCUGCUGGUGGAACUAUUCUCGAUAUCCGAAUUUUCAACAUGCUAUGAUCUAACUAAGUAAUAUUAAUUAUAAUUAAUAUUAAUAGAAAUUUAACAAAAUUAAGAAUCCAUGAUUGAAAUUCAAAAAGAAAAGGAAUUUUCUCUUUCAUAUUAGACUUCACAGAUUAACGAAAAAUUUAAAUUAAUAAAUUCAAUCAAACACUCACGAAAAAGCAAUUCACUAAUUUUUAAUUCAACUUCAAGCAUUUUAGUUGUUACAAGUAAUGAAAACUUGAUCCUAUUUCAUUUUAAAUAAGGGCAUAUUAAGAAAAUAUCCUAAAUAAUAGGAAAUUAUUUUAUUAAUAAUUGUCUAUUAUUCAUGAAUCUGUAAAAUCAAAUUAUAUCCUCAAACUCUAAUUGCUAAAUAAGAUUCUAGUCAUUAUACUUAUCAAAUAACAAUAAAAGAUUAUAACUUAUAAAGAUUAAUGAUGAUGAUUAUCAAAUAAACUGUAUGUUAAACAAUAGAGAAGAGAAUCUGUUAAUAAUUGGAAUGGAUAAUCAGAUUAAUUUUUUGGAAAAGAAAAACUAAUGGAGAUUUGUACAAUCUAUUGAAAUUGAUGGAAACAUACGUGGUUUAACUCUAAAUGAAUCUCAGAAUAUGAUUUUAGCCUGUGGAAGUUUUAAUUAUAUAUUAGUUAUUAAAAAAGAUAUUAAAGAUUGGAAAUUGAGCAAAUAAUUUCAUUUAUUCGUGGAAGGAGCUAGAAUUGUUUUUUAUUAGGAUAAAAAAUUUGCAUUUUAACCUUGGUGUUGGCACACUCUCGAUAUUUAUGCCAUAGAUUCUAAAGAUGAAAUUUCACUUAUUUAACAAGUGUAAAUUAAAAAUAGUACCUUUAAAACUUGUGCAGCCUAUUCUCCCUUAUAAUUUAUUGAAAAUAAAUCAAUUUUGUUAAGUAAAAAUUAAAAUUGCUUAAUAAUAUUAAAGUUAAGGAAGAACGGAGAGUUUGUAAAUGAACAAACAAUUGAAUUUAAUUUUCCUUUUCUGUAUGGACAUUUAUCAAAUGAUGGAAAUUAUCUAGUAAUUUGGGAAAGACAUAUAAAAAAAAUUCAAAUUUGGUAAUAUAUAUCAAAUGAUUAAUGA
Molecule: messenger RNA, 1178 nt
Organism: Paramecium octaurelia
Lineage: Eukaryota; Ciliophora; Oligohymenophorea; Peniculida; Parameciidae
Source: the annotation of a GenBank genome assembly